AAGUCAUUACCUGAAAAGGCAAACCGCAUCACACUUAUUAACGCCGCUCGGCUGAUUUCCGACUAGCCCUUCUUCUUCCUCUCUUCUUCUGCUUUUUAGUCCCCCUUUUUUUCUCCUUUUGUACUUUACUUUUUCUACUUAUUAAAAAAAAAGGGAAGAGCGCCCGCUAUUCAUACCAUGACUAGAUCUACUGCUAUCUCUGAAACGGUCGCUUUACAUAUCAACGACGAAGACGCCAAGCGGCAAAAUAUUCGAAUAAAAUCACAUCAAGUGUCAACACCGGUGAUGAAGCCUAAGCGAAAACGGAUCACGCCCGAACAGUUCCGAGUGCUGUCGGAUUUGUUUGAGAAAACUGAUACGCCUAAUUAUGAACUACGAGAAACCACCGCCAAGCAAUUAGACAUGACGAAUCGUGAAGUCCAGGUGUGGUUCCAGAAUCGUCGUGCUAAAGCCAACAAGUUGCGUCUUCAAGAGCAACAACAAAGACAAGCCAGUCAACAACAGCAACAACAACAACAAGUGCAGCCACAUCAACGUCAAGAAGUAUCAUCGCAUGAACGGGCAUUUCAAGAGCAAGCGCCGAUAAAACAUUCCAAACGACGAAGAGAACCGGUCUUUGUCUACCCUCAGUGGGUGCCUACGUGCUAUCCAUCGUAUCCAUCGCGUGACACAGACAAGCAUCGCUAUUUCAGUCAAUCGCCCCCUUCGCCUCCACCGGCCGAUGAACCUUCACCCUGCGACAGUGCAAGCAGUACCUCUUCGUCGUCGGUCAUCACGACCCCGAUUUCCUAUCCCUCCAUGAGCCCCAUCGAUAUCCUGGCCAUGGCAGCAGAAUACGUUCGAUGCUGUGAUGAAGAGCAGCAACAGCAAACAAAAAGACAACGAAAAAUCGAUGAAGACCUCGAUAAAAAGCCAACAAGUUGGAGACCCUGGUUAUAAUUACCAUUCUUUUUUUUUUCUGUUUGUUUUCUCAGUUGGCCGUGCUACUUUUUUUUUCUCCUCUCCCUCCCUCUCACUCACUCACUCACUCUCUCUCUCUCUCACCCUUUCUCUUUCUCUCUCUCUUUCUCUGUGCUACUCACUGUUUACCAAAUUGUACAUAACCCCACUUUCUUUCUGUUUCUUCGAUAUACCUCUAGGCACCAACUUGUUGUUUUCUUUCUCUGACCCGCUGUUUCGCAAAUAAAAAAAAAAGUAAUGCUAUGAAUAUAACCCGUACUGACUUAUUUUUUUUUCUUUUUCAAGCAUUUUCCUUUAGAGGCGAUAAGCGAAAAAAAAGAAACUCAGAACCGCCAUCCUCAAUGAACAAAAAAAAAAAAAAAGCCUGCUGCAUAAUGCAUAUAUAAUGCUUCAUUAUGCUCAUUGAAUGCACUUUACCCAGUCGAUCUGAACUGGAUUCGGUAUAGCUGCAGUUUCCCG
Molecule: messenger RNA, 1419 nt
Organism: Radiomyces spectabilis
Lineage: Eukaryota; Fungi; Mucoromycota; Mucoromycetes; Mucorales; Radiomycetaceae
Product: homeobox domain-containing protein
Exons: 3
Coding region: 178-939 (253 amino acids)
Biological process (GO): regulation of transcription by RNA polymerase II
Cellular component (GO): nucleus
Molecular function (GO): RNA polymerase II cis-regulatory region sequence-specific DNA binding; DNA-binding transcription factor activity, RNA polymerase II-specific
Source: RefSeq, a predicted model, not a curated record